AUGGCGCCGGCAGCAGAUCAAUUCUCUGCACCUGGUGCAGUGAGCUAUGACUCAAAUUCUCAAGUCGUGGGAGAUGGAACAUGGGAUUUCGAGAAGAACACUUUCCUAUUGCCCAAUUUGCAGGGUACCAACUUCGAGACCACCCGCUACAAUGGCAUGGGAAACAGAUUCUCGACUCUUACUCAAUAUCAAGGCCUUAUAUUGGCACACGGUCUUCUGGCUGUCAUUGUCUUCCUUUUCCUUAUCCCUUUCUCUGUCAUGACUGCGAGAUUCUAUUCGCGACGUCCUGGCUGGGCCAUUAAGUAUCACGCCCAGUUGAACGUCUUCUCUGUCUUGCUCCUGGUGCCUGUUUUCAUUCUGGGGUACUUCGCAGUCGGUCCGCAAAGGAGCCUAACUAAUCCGCAUCAUGGAAUUGGUGUGGCCAUUUUUACUCUCUUCCUGCUCCAGGUAUUCGGUGGUUGGAUCGUUCGCAGGAUAACCAAAGCUCGUUCUUUGCGUAUCAUGGUUCACCAAUGGAUGGGUCGCUCAAUUGCUCUCCUGGGUAUUGCUCAAAUCCCCCUUGGCCUUACAUUGUAUGGAUCGCCGCUCUAUUUGUUUAUCCUCUACGCUGUUUGGAUGUUCAUCCUGGUUAUUUUGUAUUUCAUCUUGAGCUGGCGAUCUAUCAACCAGCGAGACUACUAUAUGGAUGGAGCUCGAUCAGAAGUCCGUUCAGAGAUGCGGUCAGAGUUGGCGCCAACGGAGGAUACUCGUACUCGAUUGACUGAAUCUGAGUUAUUCUCAGAAUACAAGUCGGAGCCUCCCAAGAACAAGAUGAAGUGGCUAGGCCCUCUUGCCGCUCUCGGUGGAUUGGCUGCCCUGGUACGAGGGCGAGACAAGAACCGAAAUCUAGACAACGGGAGUCGAGUUCGCAGUCGAUCUCCUUCGCUCGAUCGCAGCCAGAGACCAGAAGUCGUUGCUUCCAGGAAUGGCUCAGCCAGUUACCUUACCGGAUAUACUGGUGAAAAGUACUCUGACGUUACCAGAAAAGACAACGCAGAGGGCGGAGGUGGCGGUUUCGCAAAGGUCUUGGGCAUCCUAGGACUAGGAAAGCUUUUUGCCAAGAAGAACCGGCCGCAGGAUGAAGACUAUUCAGAAUAUUCUGCUGUGUCGACUGAAACCCCGAGACGCCACCGUGCAACCCGCAGCGCUCCAAGCAUGAGCGAUGUUACUAGAACUGACAUCACCACCAGCACCACGCCUGACCGUAGAAGAGACACAGAUGCCCGCGGACCACCACCUGUAAUGUCACAGAUGAGAAGCGCUGCUGAUGGUACCGAAACUGCGCUGAGCUCACCUCCGCCAUCUGUCAACCCCCGAAGCAAGCGAUACCCGCCAAACUCUCGCCGCAGUGUGUUCGAAGAGUCGGAUUAUUCAUCUUAUGUCAGUCCAUCUCGACGCCCGCAGCCUGAGAAGUCUGGCGGUGGCUUUGCUAAAGGAUUGUUGGGAGGUCUUGGUUUCGGAUGGUUCACAAAGAAGAUGGCAGAUAGGAAAGCGGCCAAGGAAGAACAGCGCCUGCGUGAUGAAGAGGACCUCAGAUCCGGCACCUCACUUUCCAGGUUUACAGCGGACCCCUACGACUCUCCCGGCCGACGAGAUGAUCGUCGUCCUAUCCAACGUCGACAAACAGGUUACCCUCCCACUGAAACGGUUUUGUCUACCGAGAUGUCCGAAUCAACCAUAGAGCCCCGACCUACUCGAGGCAACUAUGUUGACCCUACUGAAAAGGAUUCAACUGUCAUACCAGUCGGACGCGCAGGAAACCACUCAAGACGCAAUAGUGAGCAUGUCUCGAUGCCCGCGAUGCCCCCCGAUCCUCGCGGCAUCUUAGCACCAAUAGCCCAUACUGAAACAACUGCCUCAGGUUUAUCUCCCGGAUCUCGAGCCCAGCGAUCUCGCCAAGGAAGAGACGACGACUCCCAUUAUGACCGAUAUGCGUCACCCGCCAGUGUUAGUGUAAAGAUGAAGGUCCAUGACGACAAGGACAGGAACGUAACCCUUCGACGACUUACGGAGGAAGAAGCGAAGGCAGCCCGCGGCCGAAGAGACUCCGCCAGUAGCAUUUCCGGACUAGAAUCUCCCACACAAGGCCGCCGCCGGUAUCGACGAGACUCCAGUCACAAGCGAGCCGAGUCAAGGGCCGAAGAGAAUGACGAUAUAGCUUCCCUGGCCCCUCCUAACCCCACCUUUGCGAAGCAGAAGCGACGAGGCAAAGACUCGGCGUAUUAUUCUGGACAACAGGCGCCAUCAAUAGGCAACUCACAGUUUAAUCAGACCGUAUCCAGCUUAGCAGAGAGUCACGGUACCUGGAGUGGCAUCACUCCCUCUGUGAAUACCCAGCCUCCUGGACCCGCCAUUGGAGGACCAGCCGCCGAGGGAUCUGCUGCCGCGGAAAACCGACGAAAUCGACGACGACUUGAGAGGAGGCGUGCCAGCGGACAGACUGCAGAUGCGCCUACCACCAACGCCGACAUGUUCGAUUAA
Fusarium coffeatum is the source of this 2520-nucleotide messenger RNA. RefSeq lists its product as uncharacterized. The transcript is spliced from 2 exons. Gene Ontology annotation, molecular function: transmembrane monodehydroascorbate reductase activity. The record is from RefSeq and is a predicted model, not a curated record. Lineage: Eukaryota; Fungi; Ascomycota; Sordariomycetes; Hypocreales; Nectriaceae. The coding region runs from base 1 to 2520 and encodes 839 amino acids.